Messenger RNA from Lethenteron reissneri (Far Eastern brook lamprey), 1382 nucleotides. Its product is annotated as procathepsin L-like. The record is from RefSeq and is a predicted model, not a curated record. Lineage: Eukaryota; Metazoa; Chordata; Hyperoartia; Petromyzontiformes; Petromyzontidae. Gene Ontology annotation, biological process: proteolysis. Gene Ontology annotation, molecular function: cysteine-type peptidase activity.
UGCUGACACGCGCCCAGCUGCAGUCUUGUGACUGCAGGUGAUCCACCAGCUCUGUGUGUGUAUAUAAGGCGCCAGUCCCCACUCAGUCCCAGGUACGACAGGGUGCGGGACUCACCAGGAACUCACCUGUUCUUCAGAAGCCUUCUCUACUCCACGGCAGAGUCAACUCCAGGAUGCUGCUUCGUGUCACGGCACUCGCCGCGCUGUUGGCGCUCACCCAGUCGCUCAGCGUGGAGCAGCUCGAGUGGGAGUCGUGGAAGACUCACCACGGCAAGAGCUACGAGAGCGAGCAGGUUGAGUCUCUCCGCCAGCAGAUCUUCCAGUCCAACCUGCGCCUCGUCCUGCAGAACAACCUCCUGGCCGACCAGGGCAAGGUGUCGUACCGCCUGGAGACCAACAAGUUCGCCGAUCUGACGGGCCGUGAGUUCCGUGACCUCGUGGUGGGCCACUGCCUCCUGAACCGCACGCGCCGCGAGCCGCGCGCCCCCUCCACCUUCCUGGCCGCGCGGGACGCCGUGGCGCCGGCCAGCGUGGACUGGAGGGACAGCGGCUACGUGACCGGGGUCAAGGACCAGGGCCAGUGCGGCUCCUGCUGGGCCUUCAGCGCCACGGGCUCGCUGGAGGGGCAGCACUUCGCCGCGACGGGGAAGCUGGUGUCGCUGAGCGAGCAGCAGCUGGUGGACUGCUCGGGCAGCUUCGGCAACAACGGUUGCGAAGGAGGCCUCAUGGACAACGCCUUCCAGUACAUCAUCGCCAACAAGGGCAUCGACACGGAGGAGUGCUACCCCUACACCGCCAUGGACGGAGUCUGCAAGUUCAAGCCGGGCUGCAUCGGGGCGACAUGCACGGGCUUCGUGGACAUCCCCUCGGGCGACGAGGCCCAGCUGAAGCAGGCCGUGGCGUCCGUGGGUCCCGUCUCCGUGGGCAUCGACGCCAGCAAUCCCUCAUUCCAGCUGUACGCCUCCGGCGUCUACGACGAGCCGAUGUGCAGCAGUCAGCAGCUGGACCACGGAGUGCUCGCCGUGGGCUACGGCACCCAGGACAGCGCCGACUUCUGGCUCGUCAAGAACAGCUGGGGCGCGGACUGGGGCAGCAAGGGCUACAUCCUGAUGAGCCGCAACAAGAACAACCAGUGCGGCAUCGCCACCGCCGCCAGCUACCCCUUGGUGUAAGCGGCGAGAUGAACCCAGCCAACAAAUGCCUCCUGACCAGACACAUCCAGAAGAUUACACCAACACCUACACACAUGUAACCCUCAAUGAACAUUCCAUCACCAUCAAGUCACCCCUAUCCCCAACCUUUGAAAAGACCUAUAUACCCUUACGUGCUAUCGAAGUGAAUUGCUUUCGCCUGUAAUGUGAAAUAAAAAAAAUUCAAACAGA